AUGCGAUCACUAGCGACCCUUGCCACUUUGGGUUUCGGCUUGAUCUUACCUCUUCUCGUUCCUUCUGCCAGCGCCAAAUGUUGUCAACCCGACGCCGGAGGUGACUGCGGUGAUAACUCUGGAGGUACGCCGUGCUGUGGCUACAAGAAGUGCAACGGAUUCUGUUGCGCUUGUCAGGGAGUCAAUAUCAUCCGCGAAGAAAUCGAUACAAUAUGGAGCGGAACUCACUACCUGUGGACGUCUGUCAUAACUGCUCCCUGGAGCCCUGAGAGUGGCUGGACAACCUGGACCUGUCGUGCGAGUCAUGUCACCUCAUGGGAUCUUCCACCGCACACUACGACCCAAUCAGAUGCAAAACGCGGUCUUCCCUUCAACUCUCGUCCCACAGUCACUACCCAUCCCUCCGAACUACAUCACAAAAGCCGCUCUGCCCAUAGCCAUGGUCCUUCAGAGACAAUGAGCUCGCCCACUCUCUCAAACCAACAUCCCCGCACCUUCACCACGCAUCCGGCACAUCUCAACAAUGCUCGCCAGCUUGCAGAGCUUGCCGAGCUCGCAGACGCCAAGUCGUUCUUCAAGCUCGUAAGCAACAGCGUGGCCGCGGGCGGCGAAGACGUCAUCACACUGGCGGGAUAUCUCGACUACUUCAAUAUCACCGGGUCAACGUGCGAGACUGCGUAUGGCCGGAGCGUGGUCGAGAAGUUCCACUGGCAGGACCGAAAUGGAGACGGGAUGUUGACGUUUGCGGAGAGUCAGCUGCGAUGCGAUGCUGAGGGAUGCGUAUGA
Molecule: messenger RNA, 786 nt
Organism: Exophiala aquamarina CBS 119918
Lineage: Eukaryota; Fungi; Ascomycota; Eurotiomycetes; Chaetothyriales; Herpotrichiellaceae
Exons: 2
Coding region: 1-786 (261 amino acids)
Source: RefSeq, a predicted model, not a curated record